Messenger RNA from Nothobranchius furzeri (turquoise killifish), 15419 nucleotides. The record is from RefSeq and is a predicted model, not a curated record. Lineage: Eukaryota; Metazoa; Chordata; Actinopteri; Cyprinodontiformes; Nothobranchiidae.
AUUCAAGGGGUGGGUGAGGGUGGGAUAUCCUGGGAUUCCGGUUCGGGGGUUGGGGGUGGUUGGUGCAAUGUACGCCACCCAAAAAUAUUUUUUUCUUUUGGGUGUGCGCCACUGCACACCAGCAGCGUCACUCGCUGCGGUGCUGAUGCGGGGUGCGUGGGUGUCAGGCUUCUUAAAUGCACACAUGGCUCAGCACAGAUGUUCAGGCAGAUGUGUCACAAUUACGAACAUCCCUGCGUCGUUACGUUACUUUUAAAUUCUGGCUAAAAUCAACGGGUCUGUCAGAAUGUAAGUACCCAGGUGUUCUCACCUGCAUUCUAUUACUACAGGGUAAGUAUUUUUGUACUAUCAAUAAUAUCCAGUGGUGAGAGGAGAGGGACGCAAUGCCAGUAAAACAUGACGAUGAGUUCAUCCUUUCUUCAUCCUCUGGUGAUGAAGAUGAUGCUACAGUAUGAGGUCAUUUGCCCCACAAACCUAACCCAGUUCUCCCGAACAGCUGCAGUUCGCUCCGACAGAAAAACUCUGCGCUUGCGCCAUCUAGCGGCGCUCUUUGUAACGUGCGCCAAACGGGUCGGUAAAUUCGCGGCUGCGUGGUGUGAUUUAAAAAGCACUUCUUCUAUUGCAGUAGGCAGCAUAUUUGAAUAAAUUAACACCUAUUGUUUAAAUAUGACAUAUGAGCUCCAAAGAGAGUAAAAAAACAACUUAGAAACAGAAUAAAAGGACAAGUUUAAAGCAUCAUUAUUGCGUCCUAUAAUUGCAUUUAAAGAUGUUAAAAGGUAACAAAAGAAUGAAUAAAAGCAAAUGUAGCUCUGGUUUCCCUCAUCCUCCUCCCAUUCGCAUGUGGAUGCAUCGUUACCAUGGAAACCACUAACAAACGCUUAGCUGAGGAUUGGUGUAGACGAAUCUCGGCUGAUUGCGCUUAGAAAUAAUAAUAAAAAACAACAAAGAUAACACUUGAAGCAGAUAAGGCUGUAAUUUUAGACUCUAGAGAGUUGUAGAGAAAUGUUGGAGCCAUGUCGACCAGCUCUCGGAACACCAAAGUGAGCUACAGACUCAGCCAGCCGUCUGAGUUCGCGGAGACGCUCAAGGAAAUGCAGCAAAAGCUGAAGGAGGAGCGUGAAUCUAAGCGUGCCCAGCUGGAUGGAAGACAUGACUACAUUCUCAGUAUUGUGGCCUCAUGUCUGGGGCUGGAGAAGGCUGAUGUGGAAGAUGCCAUAUUGGAUGGGAAUCAGAUUGAACGUAUGGAGCAAUUCUUUGUGUCAAACGGUCUUCCACACCUGAUGUUUUACUAUCAGGAUACAGAUCCAGCUGAUGGAGCAGCUGCAGCCUCAACACCCUCCCAGAUUGAGUCUCCACAUCCUGGUCAGGAAAAAAGAUUGUUUGUAACAGAUGGCAGAGAUGUGGCCCUGACCGGAGUGUGUGUCUUCUUCACUAGAGCCAUCACUACGAAGGCAAUAACCUCUGAGAACAUACACAGGGAUGUGAAUUUCAACAUGCUGGACACGGCAGAAGUAGGUCUGUUAAAGAGUGUGGAACAGUUGCUCUCUGAUGUCUUUAUCCCCACUCUGAAUAAAAUCAACCAUGGCUGGGGAGAGCUGGCCAGUCCCCAGGCCCAGACUGUUAAACAGGAGUUCAUCUCCUCACUUGAAAGCUUCGUGUCUGUCCUGGUUGGGGCUCAAGAGAGCCUGAAAGAAAAGGUGACCUUAAAGGAAUGUGACACAUUUGACCUGCGGGUGCUGAAAGGCCCAGCAGACUACAAGGCAGCAGCCAACAACUUAGAGACCACAGAAAGGAUGGAGGCCUGCAUGAAAGUUUGGAUUAAACAGAUAGAAAAAGUUUUGGCUGACAGCGAUCAGCUAAGAACAGAGGCUGAUGACCUUGGUCCUCGAGCUGAGCUGGACCACUGGAAGAAACAAAUGUCUCGCUUCAGCUAUCUUCUGGACCAGCUGAAAAGCCCGGAUGUCAGAGCGGUACUUGGUGUGCUCUUGAUGGCCAAAUCUAAACUCAUUAAGUCCUGGAAAGAGCUAGACACCAGGAUCACUGAUUCAGCCAAUGAAGCCAAAGACAAUGUCAAGUACCUUUACAGCCUGGAGAAGUUUUGUGAUCCCCUCUACAACAGCGAUCCCGUAACAAUGGUGAAUGCAAUUCCAGGUCUGAUUAAUGCCAUCAGGAUGAUUCACAGUAUUUCUCGCUACUACAACACAUCAGAAAAGAUUACAUCUCUUUUCGUCAAGGUUACAAACCAGAUGAUUACAGCUUGUAAGGCCUACAUCACUAAUAACGGACUAAAUUCAAUAUGGGACCAACCCCAGCCAGUCGUUGUUGACAAAAUCAAAGCUGUAAUCCACUUAAACCAGGAAUACCAGCGGUAUUUCCGGAAAACCAAGGAGAAGCUGGAGCAAAGUCCCUCAGAAAGACAAUUUGACUUCAGCGAGAUGUACUUUUUUGGAAAAUUUGAUGCAUUCCAGCAACGCCUUAACAAGAUACUGAAAAUGUUUCACACCAUGUCAACCUACUCGGCACUGCAGGACUCCAAGAUUGAAGGGCUAGAAACCCUUGCCACCAAGUUUCAAACUGCAGAAAUGCAGGCAAAAUGGGAGGUUAUUGUGACAAAUAUGAAGCAAAAGCAUUACAGUUUCCUGGACCACAGAAAGAUUGACUUUGAUGUUGACUAUGCAGAAUUCUGUGAGAGCACCUCUGAACUCCAUAACCAGCUGAAGAGUUUUAUGGAUACAACCUUUGAGCAAAUUCAAAAUACAGAACGAGCUUUAAAUGUGCUGAAGAGAUUUGAAAGGCUGGGCAUUCCUGAUCUAGGCAUUGAUGAGAAGUAUCAGAGCAUUUUCCAGAAUUACGGCCGUGACAUUGAGAUGGUUUCCCACUUCUACGAGAAGCAGAAAAUGGACCCCCCCAUUGGGAGGGACAUGCCACCAGUGGCGGGCAGGAUCAUGUGGACUCGGCAGCUCUACAGGCGAAUCCAGACGCCAAUGGAUCUUUUUCAAGAGCGUCCAGGAAUUCUUUCAGCGCCAGAUUCUAAGAGGAUUAUCAAGAACUUUAACAGGGUAGCAAGAGUCCUGUUGGAGUAUGAAAUACUCUACCAUCACAGCUGGCUGACAAAGAUGGGGGAUUCCAGAGCAGGCCUGCAAGUCUCACUGCUGGUCAGGUCUCUAGAAACUGGGAGGCUGUUUGUGAACUUUGACCCAGAGAUACUGACCCAGAUCAGGGAGGUGGACUGCAUGACACAAAUGAAUCUGGAGGUUCCUCCCUUUGCUGCUCUGUUGCAGCAAAAGCAGGUCACACUUAAGAAAAACCACAGCAAAUUACAGCACAUGUUGAAUGAGAACAGCAGAGUGCGGGCCAAGAUUCAGCCUGCAUUUGAAAAGUUGGCUCUUCCACAUGUAGCUAAGGUAGAUGAGGCUAUACAGCCAGGUUUGACCUCCCUCAACUGGACAUCUCUGAAUGUAGACGAGUAUUUGAGCCGCAUUGACAAUGCAUUGGUUGACCUGGAGCUGCUGAUGGACAGAGUGAAUGACUUGGUAGAGUUUAGAAUAGAUGCUGUACUGCGCGAGAUGAGUUCAUCUACAUUGUGUGUUCUGCCAGACGAGGAGCCAGUGACCUGUGAGGAGUUUGUUAAAACUACCAAGGACCUGUGCAUAAAACAAGCCCAGAACCUAAACAUUAAGAGUGCACUUGUGGAGGAGGCUGCCAAUGAGCUGAUCAACAUGCUGAUGGUGUUUGACCACGGUCAAAAAGAGGAGCAGAAGCGUGAGGUAGAAAGUUCCCCUGACAGCAAGAACCAUCAUGACACUGAAGGGGAGGAUGAACGCCACUCAGGGAACCGCCUCCUCUCUAGAAACAUGUUGCUUCCUUCAUCUAGUGUUGGUCCUUCAUCUCCUUUGGUGAGGAGGAGGAAGAAGAGAGAUCUGAUGGAAGUAAUGGAAGAAGCAGCUCAGGAACUGCUGUCCUACUUCAACCAUCGCAAUGUGGAUGCAUUGCUCAAAGUGACACAAAACACCCUGGAGAUGCUGUGCAAGCGAAUGCACCCUUCAUCCCCCAUGAAUUUCCUGGGUGAGGGUAAGUCACUCAACCAAGGUACAAGCCGUGGUCAUCCGGCCAUCUUUCGAGUCAAUGUGACCCUCUCCAUCCCUAACAUCAUCAUGGUUCCAGCUCUGGAGGAGGUCCAACAAGCUUUAAACCGGGCUGUAGAAUGUGUGGUCAGUGUAAACAAAGGAGUAAGCCAAUGGAGCAGAGACAGGAUCUCCAAGAAAAAAAUUAAUGAAAGGCGAAUUGCGGCUUUGAAACAAGACGAUUCUGAGAGUGAAUCGGAGGAUGGAGCUUUAACACACAGAAGUGUGACUGAAGGCAGCAGUUCAGAAACUUCAGCAUCUGUGAUUCAACCCAUCCCAUUCCAAGUUAGAAAUUACUACAAGAGUGUAUCAGAAAACAAAGAGAUGGUCAAGUUGGUGUCAGUUCUCAGCUCAUCCAUCAUCUCUACCAAAAAGGACGUAGUGUCUGCCCUCAGCCGCUUCAACAGUUACCAUCACAUUUGGAAAAAAGACAGAGAAGACACCAUACAGAGAUUUGUCAAAGGAAAACCUUUGCUAUCAGAGUUUGAGAGUCAGAUUCAUAUCUAUCAAGAUCUGGAGCGUGAAAUCAACUCUGAACCGGAGUACAUCACUGUGGGAGCCUUAGCUUUAUUCACAGCUUCCUUAAAGAUGUCACUCACUGCUGAGACUAAGAACUGGAUGAUGGACUUCGGGCUGUCCUGUAACAGAAAGCAUCACUCAGAGAUGGAUCAGAUCUUUGCUUUCAUUGAUGAGGCGGGAAAGAAACUGAAUCGACAGAUCAAAGAUCUGGAUGAUUUUCGCAUCGCUAUGGCUGCACUCAAGGAGAUUAGAGAUCAUGAAAUACAAAUGGACUUUUCAAUAGGACCAAUCGAGGAGUCGUAUGCUAUGCUUUCUAAACAUGAACUGUCUGUGGCCAAAGAUGAGAUUGAGAAGGUGGACACUCUGCGUUACACCUGGGAAAAACUCCUGUCUCGGACAAUAGAGGUGCAGAAUGAACUGGUCAUCCUCCAACCACACUUCAGAGGAGAACUUACUACUAAUGUGAAGAUCUUCCAAGAGGACUGCCAGCACUUUUACCAGGAUUAUGAGAAGGAUGGUCCCAUGGCAGAGGGUUUAGUUCCCCAGGAUGCCAGUGACAAACUCAUCAUGUUCCAGAAUCGAUUUGACAAUCUCUUCAGGAAGUAUAUCACUUACACCAGUGGAGAGGAGCUGUUUGGGAUUCCUGUUACACAGCAUCCCCAGCUUUUGGAGAUAAAGAAACAGUUGACUCUGCUGCAAAAGCUGUAUGGCCUUUACAACAACGUCAUUGAAACAGUGAAUGGUUACCAUGACAUCCUCUGGGCCGACAUCAACAUUGAGAAGAUCAACAAUGAGCUGCUAGACUUUCAGGCCAGAUGCCGCAAGCUGCCACGUGCCCUAAAGGAGUGGCAGGCCUUCCUGGACCUGAAGAAAACCAUAGAUGAGUUCAGUGAGUGCUGCCCCCUGUUGGAGCUCAUGACUAACAAAGCUAUGAUGACGCGCCACUGGAAGAGAAUCACUGAGGUGACUGGCCACACCUUUGAAGUGGAGACGGAUACGUUCAAACUACGUAACAUUAUGGAUGCUCCUCUGCUGAAGUUUAAAGAAGAGAUUGAGGAUAUCUGCAUUAGUGCUGUAAAAGAGCGAGAUAUUGAACAGAAGCUGAAGCAGGUCAUUGCUGAGUGGGACAACAAGACUUUUACCUUUGCCAGCUUCAAAACACGAGGAGAGCUGCUGCUGCGAGGAGACAGCACAUCCGAGAUCAUUGCCAGCAUGGAGGACAGCCUGAUGAUGUUGGGGUCUCUCAUGAGCAACAGGUACAACACCCCAUUUAAAGGCCAGAUUCAGAAGUGGGUCCAGAACCUUUCCAACACCACAGAUAUUAUUGAACACUGGAUGACUGUUCAGAAUCUGUGGAUCUACCUGGAGGCUGUGUUUGUGGGUGGAGACAUUGCCAAACAGCUGCCUAAGGAAGCAAAGCGUUUCUCAAACAUUGACAAGUCGUGGGUGAAGAUAAUGAUGCGAGCCCAUGAAAUGCCUAACGUUGUACAAUCCUGUGUGGGAGAUGAGACCAUGGGGCAGCUGCUUCCUCACCUGCUUGAACAGCUGGAGAUUUGUCAGAAAUCUCUUACAGGUUAUCUGGAGAAGAAGCGACUGCUGUUUCCACGUUUUUUCUUUGUUUCUGACCCCGCCCUACUGGAAAUUCUGGGCCAAGCCUCGGACUCCCACACCAUUCAGGCUCACCUUCUCAAUGUCUUUGACAACAUCAAAUGUGUACAAUUUCAUGACAAGAUAUAUGACCGAAUUCUUGCGGUGUCAUCACGAGAGGGGGAAACCGUGAUGCUCGAGCGCCCUGUCACGGCAGAAGGAAAUGUGGAAGUGUGGUUAAAUGCUCUCUUGAAGGAAUCUCAGCGGUCAUUGCACUUGGUGAUCCGACAGGCUGCUUUGGCCAUCCAGGACUCUGGCUUUCAGCUCAUUGACUUCCUUUAUUCAUUCCCUGCUCAAGUCGGCUUGCUUGGUAUCCAGAUGAUAUGGACCAGGGACUCUGAGGAGGCGUUGACCAAUGCCCGGUUUGAUCGCCGUAUUAUGGCGAAAACUAACCAGCUAUUCCUUGAUCUGCUUAACACCCUUAUUGACAUGACCACAAAAGAUCUGGAAGCUAUAGAGAGAACAAAAUAUGAGACCCUCAUCACCAUCCAUGUCCACCAGAGGGACAUAUUUGAUGAUCUGUGCCGGUUGCACAUCAAAAGCCCCACAGACUUUGAAUGGCUGAAGCAAUGUCGCUUCUACUUCAGUGAGGACUCAGCUAAGAUGAUCAUCAACAUCACAGAUGUUAGCUUUGUCUACCAGAAUGAAUUCCUGGGCUGCACAGAAAGGCUUGUCAUUACACCUCUGACCGACAGAUGUUACAUCACCCUCGCCCAGGCGCUUGGUAUGAGUAUGGGUGGUGCUCCUGCUGGUCCUGCAGGCACAGGAAAGACUGAAACCAUUAAGGACAUGGGCCGCUGUCUGGGGAAGUAUGUUGUGGUUUUUAACUGCUCUGACCAGAUGGACUUCAGAGGCUUAGGGAGAAUAUUCAAAGGUCUGGCUCAGUCCGGUUCUUGGGGUUGUUUUGAUGAGUUCAACCGCAUCGACCUCCCUGUUCUGUCUGUGGCUGCUCAGCAGAUUGCUAUAGUCCUUACCUGCAAGAAGGAACGCCGCAAAAACUUCAUUUUUACUGAUGGAGACAGUGUUGAGAUGAAUCCUGAAUUUGGCAUCUUCCUCACAAUGAAUCCAGGUUACGCUGGUCGCCAGGAGCUUCCUGAAAACCUGAAGAUCAACUUCCGCUCGGUAGCCAUGAUGGUUCCUGACCGUCAGAUCAUCAUUAGGGUGAAAUUGGCCAGCUGUGGAUUCAUAGACAACGUAGAGCUGGCUCGCAAAUUCUUCACUCUUUAUAAGCUGUGUGAAGAGCAGCUCUCUAAACAGGUUCACUACGACUUUGGGCUACGGAACAUCCUGUCGGUUCUCCGUACCCUGGGGGCAGCAAAGCGAGCAAAUCCCAGUGACACAGAAUCUACUAUUGUCAUGAGGGUUCUGAGGGACAUGAAUCUGUCCAAACUGAUUGAUGAGGAUGAGCCCCUGUUUCUGAGCUUGAUUGAGGACCUUUUUCCAAGCAUCCAACUCGAUAAAGCGGGAUACCCUGAGCUAGAGGCUGCCAUUGACAAACAGGCUGAAGAUGCUGGUCUGAUCAUUCAUCCUCCCUGGAAGCUGAAGGUCAUCCAGCUGUUUGAGACUCAGAGGGUUCGACAUGGCAUGAUGGCCCUGGGGCCCAGCGGGGCAGGGAAGACAACUUGUAUACACACUCUGAUGAAAGCCAUGACUGAAUGUGGCCAGCCCCACAGAGAGAUGCGAAUGAACCCCAAAGCCAUCACAGCACCACAGAUGUUUGGUCGACUCGACGUGGCCACAAACGACUGGACUGAUGGCAUCUUCUCUACUCUCUGGAGAAAAACACUGAGAGCAAAGAAAGGAGAGCAUGUCUGGAUAGUUCUGGAUGGACCCGUCGAUGCCAUUUGGAUUGAAAACCUAAAUUCAGUUUUGGACGACAACCGAACUCUAACACUUGCAAAUGGAGAUCGCAUACCGAUGGCUCCCAACUGUAAGGUGGUUUUUGAGCCACACAACAUCGACAAUGCCUCUCCAGCCACUGUGUCGCGCAAUGGUAUGGUGUUCAUGAGCUCCUCUGUUCUCAGCUGGAGCCCAAUACUGGAGGGCUGGUUGAAAAAACGCUCCCCUCAGGAGGCAGAGGUACUGAGGCAGCUUUUCUCAUCCUCCUUCCCUGAGCUGUAUCGCUUCUGUGUGCAGUCGUUAGAGUUCAAGAUGGACAUGCUGGAGGCCUUCGUCAUCAUGCAGUGCAUAAACAUGCUCCAGGGACUCAUUCCACAAAAGGAGCAGUGUGGUGAGCUACCCAGAGAGCACCUGGAACGACUGUAUGUCUUUUCCCUCAUGUGGAGCACCGGGGCUUUACUUGAGCUGGAAGACCGGAGGAAGAUGGAGCACUGGCUCAGAGGAAAUGACAGCAUUUGUCUAAAUUUGCCAGAUAUUCCUCCUGACAGCGCAGACACAAUGUUUGACUACCACAUCACAGCAGAUGGUCAUUGGGUCCACUGGAACACCAAAGUCGAGGAAUACUUUUAUCCACCUGAUGUGACCCCAGAGUACAGCUCCAUCCUUGUCCCCAAUGUGGACAAUGUUAGAACAGACUUCCUAAUUCAGACCAUCGCCAAACAGGGCAAGGCUGUUUUGCUGAUUGGUGAGCAAGGGACAGCAAAAACUGUUAUCAUCAAGGGAUGCAUGUCCAAGUAUGACUCUGAAACCCAAAUGGCCAAGACUCUCAACUUCUCCUCUGCUACCACACCACUCAUGUUCCAGAGGACAGUUGAGAGCUAUGUGGAUAAGAGAAUGGGGACCACUUAUGGCCCCCCUGCUGGGAAGAAAAUGUCAGUUUUUAUUGAUGACAUCAACAUGCCUGUCAUCAAUGAAUGGGGGGACCAGGUGACUAAUGAGAUAGUCAGGCAGCUUAUGGAGCAGAAUGGCUUCUUCAACCUGGAGAAACCUGGAGAGUUCACCAAUAUUGUUGACAUUCAGUUCCUGGCUGCCAUGAUUCAUCCAGGAGGAGGCCGUAAUGACAUCCCACAAAGGCUGAAAAGGCAGUUCUCCAUUUUUAACUGUACUCUGCCAUCCAAUGUCUCCAUAGAUAAAAUAUUUGGUGUGAUUGGUGAAGGCCAUUUUUGUGCACAUCGUGGUUUCAAUGAGGAAGUACAGAGCAUCGUAACUCGUCUUGUGCCUCUAACCCGUCGUCUCUGGCAACUGACUAAACUCAAGAUGCUUCCAACUCCUGCAAAGUUUCACUACAUCUUCAACCUGAGAGAUUUGUCCAGAAUAUGGCAAGGGAUGCUCAUUACCACUGCUGACGUGGUUAACUCAGUCCAGAUUGUGCUGGCACUGUGGAAGCAUGAGUGUAAACGUGUGAUAGCCGAUAGAUUUACGAUGCCUGACGAUGUGGAAUGGUUUGACCGAGCGCUUGCAAAGCUGGUGGAAGAGGAGCUCGGGGAGGAGCACUUGAAGAUGGUUGAUGUUGGAGUAGAAAGAUAUUUCGUAGACUUCUUACGAGAUGCCCCAGAAGCUACAGGAGAAGAGCCAGAAGAUUCAGACUUUGAUUUGCCCAAAGUUUACGAGCCCAUUGAGUCUUUUGAGAGUCUCAAGGAUCGACUGAACAUGUUCCUGUCCCACUUCAACGAGAGCAUCAGGGGCACUGGCAUGGAUAUGGUGUUCUUUCAAGAUGCAAUGGUUCAUCUGGUCAAGGUGUCUAGAAUAAUCCGGACCCCUGGAGGUAACGUCUUGUUAGUCGGUGUUGGAGGUUCUGGCAAACAGAGCCUAACCAGACUGGCUUCGUUCAUAGCUGGAUACAAGAUUUUCCAAAUUACACUCACACGCUCAUACAACACAGCUAACCUGAUGGAUGACCUGAAGAAUUUAUACAGAAUAGCUGGCCAACAGGGAAAAGGUGUCUGCUUCAUCUUCACUGACAACGAAAUCAAAGACGAGUCCUUCCUGGAGUAUAUGAAUAACGUUCUAUCAUCAGGAGAGGUGUCCAACUUGUUUGCUCGUGAUGAGAUCGACGAGAUCCUCAGUGAUCUAAUACCUGCAAUGAGACGAGAGUUUCCACGGCGACCACCAUCUAAUGAAAACCUGUACGAGUACUUCAUGUCACGGGUCCGACAUCAUCUCCAUGUGGUUUUGUGCUUUUCUCCGGUGGGGGAAAAGUUCCGCAACAGAGCGCUGAAGUUCCCAGCGCUGAUAUCAGGCUGCACCAUGGACUGGUUCAGUCGCUGGCCCAAAGACGCACUUGUUGCAGUUUCAGAGCACUUCCUGUCCUCCUAUGAUAUAGACUGCACACCUCAGGUCAAACAGGAAGUCGUGCAGUGCAUGGGCUCAUUCCAGGAUGGUGUUGCAGAGAAGUGUGUAGACUACUUCCAAAGGUAUCGGCGCUCCACCCACAUCACCCCAAAGUCCUACUUGUCUUUCAUUCAGGGCUACAAGACCAUCUAUAAGGAGAAGAGGUCUGAAGUCCAGACACUGGCUAACAGGAUGAAUACUGGUCUUCAAAAGCUGAAGGAGGCAUCUGAGUCAGUAGCAGCUCUCAGCAAAGAGCUGGAGGUGAAAGAAAAAGAGCUAAAGGUUGCGAAUGACAAGGCUGAUAUGGUGCUUAAGGAGGUGACAGUAAAAGCCCAGGCAGCAGAACAGGUGAAGGUAGAAGUGCAGAAAGUGAAGGACAAGGCCCAAGCCAUUGUAGACAGCAUUUCAGCUGACAAGGCCAUUGCUGAGGAGAAGCUAGAAACUGCUCGACCCGCUCUGGAGGAGGCAGAAGCUGCACUGCAGACUAUAAAGCCGUCAGAUAUCGCCACAGUAAGAACCCUCGGCCGUCCUCCCCACCUCAUCAUGAGGAUCAUGGACUGUGUGCUGCUGCUCUUCCAGAGGCGUGUCAAUACUGUGAAGAUCGAUCCAGAGAAAAACUGCAACACUCCCUCCUGGCAGGAGUCCCUAAAACUGAUGACAGCGGGAAACUUCCUGGGCAGCUUGCAGCAAUUCCCCAAAGACACCAUUAAUGAAGAAAUGGUGGAGCUGCUGCAGCCUUAUUUUGAAAUGGCUGACUACAACAUUGAAACAGCCAAGAGGGUGUGUGGUAAUGUGGCUGGCCUUGCAUCUUGGACUAAAGCUAUGGCCUCAUUCUUCUCCAUUAACAAAGAGGUUUUGCCCUUGAAGGCUAACCUUGCAGUGCAGGAAAAUCGUUUGGCCAUUGCCAAUGUGGACCUUCAAACAGCUCAGGCUGAACUGGAUGCCAAGCAGGCAGAGCUGGAUGUGGUGCAGGCGGAAUAUGAGAAAGCCAUGAUGGAGAAACAGACGCUGUUGGAGGACGCUGAGCGCUGCAGACGCAAGAUGCAGACAGCGUUCAGUCUCAUCAGCGGCCUUGCUGGUGAGAAGGAGAGAUGGACAGAACAGAGUAAAGAGUUCGCCGCUCAAACCAAACGUCUUGUGGGCGAUGUUCUCCUGGCCACAGCAUUCCUCUCCUAUUCUGGUCCGUUCAAUCAGGAGUUUCGUAAUCUUCUGGUCAGCGAGUGGCAGCGAGAGUUGAAGCAGCGCUCCAUACCAUUUGGCACCAACUUAAAUUUGACAGAACUUCUCAUUGAUGCACCUACAGUUAGUGAAUGGAACCUGCAGGGACUUCCAAGUGAUGACCUGUCCAUUCAGAAUGGCAUCAUUGUGACCAAAGCUGCCCGCUUCCCUCUACUUAUUGACCCUCAGACACAAGGAAAAAUCUGGAUCAAGAACAAAGAAGCUAGAAAUGAGCUGCAGAUUACUUCAUUGAACCACAAGUACUUCAAGAACCACCUUGAGGAUAGCUUGUCUCUUGGCCGCCCCCUACUGAUUGAGGAUGUUGGGGAGGAGCUGGACCCUGCGCUCGACAACGUUCUAGAGAAGAACUUCAUUAAAUCAGGCUCCACUUACAAAGUGAAAGUUGGUGACAAAGAGGUUGAUGUUAUGAAGGGCUUUACUCUUUAUAUGACCACCAAGCUCCCUAACCCAGCUUACACUCCUGAAAUCAGCGCUCGCUCCUCUAUCAUUGAUUUCACCGUCACUAUGAGAGGACUAGAGGACCAGCUGCUGGGUCGCGUCAUCCUCAUGGAGAAACAGGAAAUGGAGAAGGAGAGGACAGAUCUCUUAGAAGAUGUGGCGUACAACAAGAGGAAGAUGAAGGAACUUGAAGAUAACCUUCUGUACAGGCUGACCAGCACACAGGGUUCACUGGUGGAUGAUGAGAGUCUGAUUCUUGUGCUCAGCAACACAAAGCAAACAGCAGAGGAAGUCACUCAGAAACUGCAGAUCGCUGCAGAGACGGAGAUUCAGAUCAACGCUGCCAGAGAGGAAUACCGACCCGUGGCCACAAGGGGCAGUAUUCUGUAUUUCCUGAUGACUGAGAUGAGUAUGGUUAACGUCAUGUAUCAGUCAUCUCUCAGGCAGUUUCUGAGACUUUUUGAUCAUUCCCUUGCAAAAUCUUCUAAAAGUCCCAUCCCCAACAAACGGAUUUCCAACAUCAUAGAGUUCAUGACCUUUGAAGUGCACAGGUAUGCAGCAAGGGGGUUGUAUGAAGAGCACAAGUUCCUCUUCACUUUGCUGCUGACGCUGAAAAUUGACAUGCAGAGCUGUAAAGUCAAGCAUGACGAGUUUCACACACUCAUUAAAGGAGGGGCAUCACUGGACCUAAAAGCAUGCCCCCAAAAACCAGCCAAGUGGAUUCUGGACAUGACCUGGCUCAAUCUUGUAGAAGUCAGCAAACUGUGGCAGUUCACUGAUAUACUGAACCAGAUAAGUCGUAAUGAGAAGCAGUGGAAGUCCUGGUUUGAUAAGGAGGCUCCAGAGGAGGAGGUUCUGCCUAACUCCUACGACCAGGCUCUAGACUGUUUCAGGCGGCUGCUCCUCAUCCGCUGCUGGUGCCCUGACAGGACUAUUGCCCAGGCCCGUAAAUACAUAAUGAGCACAAUGGGGGAGAAGUACACAGAGGGGGAUCUUGACUUGGAGAAGAUGUGGGAGGAAUCAGACCCACGAACACCUCUCAUCUGCUUCCUCUCAAUGGGAUCAGAUCCAACAGACUCCAUCAUUGCACUGGGCAAGAAGCUGAAGAUUGAGACUCGAUAUGUGUCCAUGGGGCAAGGACAAGAGGUCCAUGCUCGCAAGCUCCUGCAGCAGACGAUGGCUAAUGGUGGUUGGGCCUUACUUCAGAACUGCCACCUGGGUCUGGACUUCAUGGAUGAACUAAUGGACACGGUGACAGAAACAGACUUCAUUUAUGACAGCUUUCGUCUUUGGAUGACAACUGAGGUCCACAGGAACUUCCCCAUCAUGCUCCUACAAAUGUCGAUCAAGUUCACCAACGAACCACCUCAGGGUCUCAAGACGGGCCUUAAGAGGACCUAUGGAGGUAUAAACCAGGACCUUUUGGAUGUUAGUAACAUGGUCCAGUGGAAGCCAAUGCUCUAUGCAGUGGCGUUUCUCCACAGCACGGUGCAGGAGAGGAGGAAGUAUGGACCUUUGGGAUGGAACAUCCCCUAUGAGUUCAACCAAGCGGACUUCAAUGCAACAGUCCAGUUUAUUCAGAACCAUCUUGACGACAUGGACAUCAAAAAGGGUGUGUCAUGGAGCACAGUACAGUACAUGAUUGGAGAGAUCCAGUAUGGUGGACGUGUAACUGAUGACUAUGACAAACGUCUUCUCAACACCUUUGCAAAGGUGUGGUUCAGUGAGAACAUGUUUGGACCCACCUUCAACUUCUACAAAGGCUACAGCAUCCCAAAAUGCUCCAGCAUUGACCAGUAUUUGUCUUACAUCCAGAGCCUCCCAGCCUAUGACACACCAGAGGUGUUCGGCCUCCACCCGAAUGCAGACAUUACCUUUCAGAGCAAACAGGCUAAAGACGUUCUGGACACCAUCCUAAGUAUUCAGCCUAAAGACAGCUCAUCGGGCGGGGGCGAGACCAGAGAGGCUGCAGUGUCCAGGCUCGCUGACGACAUGCUAGAGAAACUGCCUCCCAACUACAUACCCUUUGAAGUGAGAGAGCGUCUGCAGAAAAUGGGCCCUUUCCAGCCCAUGAACAUCUUUCUUCGUCAGGAGAUCGAUCGAAUGCAGCGGGUCAUAGUUCUGGUCAGAAACACUUUGACUGACCUCAAGCUGGCUAUUGAUGGAACCAUCAUCAUGAGCGAGAACCUGCGCGAUGCCUUGGAUUGUAUGUACGACGCUCGCAUUCCUGCGCGCUGGAUGAAGGCAUCGUGGGCCUCCAGCACCCUAGGGUUCUGGUUCACAGAGCUUCUUGAGCGAAACCGGCAGUUUCAGGCUUGGAUCUUUGAAGGCCGGCCCAACUGCUUCUGGAUGACAGGCUUCUUCAACCCGCAGGGCUUCCUGACAGCCAUGAGACAGGAGAUCACCCGGGCCAACAAGGGCUGGGCUCUGGACCGCAUGGUGCUGUGUAACGAGGUGACCAGGUGGAUGAAGGAUGACAUCACCCAACCCCCCACAGAGGGGGUGUACGUCUACGGUCUGUACCUGGAGGGGGCCGGCUGGGAGCGCCGCCACUGCAAACUCGUUGACUCCAAACCCAAAGUCCUCUUUGAGACAAUGCCCGUGAUUAGGAUGUACGCCGAAAACAAUGGUGUGAAGGAUUUGCGUCUCUAUUCUUGUCCGAUUUACAAGAAGCCAGUAAGGACAGACAUGAAUUACAUAGCAACUGUGGACCUGAAGACGUCCCUCCCCCCAGAACACUGGAUCCUCCGUGGCGUGGCUCUUCUCUGUGAUGUCAAAUGAUCACUUUAUGUUGUUGUGUAUGCAGAGUAGACAUCGAACACUUUUGAUCAAAAUUUCCUCAAGGAAAAUGGUGAUGAGGAUAGCAAAAUGAAUGAAAAUGGUUAGGGUUGUCAGAGAGACAGAUGUUUGAAAAUAAAUAACUGUCUUUGCCUAAGUUUAUAUGAUUACAUCAAAUGUAGAGCUACUGGGUUUCGGGUUGGGCUCUUUGUUUUCAUGUGAGAGACAGCAGGAGCAGCUGGGCUAUAAGAACCACAACUUAAAUAUUUUAGGAUUUCCUCCCGUCUGAUUGAUGAGGUGAUUAAUUCUGUUUUUUUUUUUCAGGCAGCUCAGCUAAUCACGUCAAAUUAUCUGAGUGAAACAACAUUGUAGAUGCAUUUAGUUGGGUUGUCUCAUUAUUUCUCAUUUAGAAGAUUACAUUUAUGAUAGAAGUGGAUAAGAUUC